AGAAAUUCAGAAGGAAAAUUGUUCUGAAGGCUUAUACUCCCCUGAGCUUUCUCUCCAUCAUUUUUCACCAGAUCCCAAUAAACUGGAGCCAUGACGAGGAAGAAGGCCAAGAUAGCAGAGCAGGAUGAGGUGCUACGGCAUCAGAUGCUUGACUAUCUGAAAGACGUUGUGCAGGCUCUGCUGCAGCCCAUGGGGGACACCUCCAAGCUUUAUGUCAGGCCUCCUCCGUCCCUCAGUGCUGAUCACACACGCAUUCCACCCAAGAUUUUUGGUACAAGUGAUUUGACAAACAAUUUGUGCUGCUCACUGGAAGCAGUUCUAAUACAUGGACUCAGAGACUCUUACUCUUCACGUGUAACAUCUUUUUUUGGUGCCCCGCGAGAUAAGAUGCCUUGCCCUAACUUCUGGCCCGUGGUCAUGACCGUGUGCCAUAAGGAUGAUAUCAAAGAGGUGUGCAAUCUAUCGUACAUCACGAGCGACGUUGGCCGCGGGCGGGCGUGGCUGCGACUCAUGAUCAACGGCGGCCAAAUGUCGAGCUACAUCGAUGCCCUGACCAGAGAAUUGGGCGUUCUCAAGGAUUACUACAAACCGAGUGCUCUGGUGCGCCAGGAAGAGAGCUGCUGCCAGCUCCUCGGAACUCUACAGCCGCUCUCGACGCUGCAGUUUCGGCUCGCCACGAACUCGUCCGUCCUCAACACGUGGACGCAGACGCCGCUCGUCCUGGCAGGGAUGUGGGCGCCUCUAGACGGUCACACAGUGCCUGGCUGGUCUCAGCCUGUUGAGCUGGCAGCUGAGAUGACAGCAGCAGAGAGCGAGGAGGAACUUCAGCGACGGAGGAGGGAGAAGGAGCGCGCUGAGAUCUUCAUCGAGGAGACUCCUCUGAACGAUCAUCUGCUCCACGCCAUCCUCUCAGCCACGCCAACUACCAAGUUUAUCGGUCUAGAGGCCGCGGUGGAGGAGGAAAGUGGUGCGGCUAGUCGCCCCAAGCCUCUUGUGGUGCGCACGCUGUAUCCUCGUUCUGAAGGCGACGUCGCCGGGGCACUCGACACGUGCACGGAGGAAACACCAGAGCCUGAGCAGCCUGCCACUGAAGAACUUCUCGCAGCACACGUCCCUAAAGGGGACAUCGAAUCUAUAGACUCGUCGUCCCUUUUGAAUCAGAGUGAUGACGGCUCAAUAGUCACGUCGUCAAGUUCGUUGGACUUCAACACUCUGCUAGCACGACGGCUCGACAGCGUCGACUAUUGCUACGUCAACAUCGAGCACAUGACUUUGUUGGAGGGCGCCGAGCAGGCCGAGUCUCCCCGCUCCGUCUCACCGACAGGGGAUGAGGUGUACAACGGAGCGAGUAAAGGUGUCGGCUGUGACGACCAUUCUACUGAUCUCACUUCAGAUGCGGAGCGUAGGCGCUCGUCGCUGGUGACGCAGCUGUGCCCGCAAGUGGGUCUGGACGAGCAGAACUACCAGUGCCAUCAGUGCCGGGCCUUCAUAGGGCUCUUCUAUGGACAGUUCAGAGUUUGCGCGAUGGACGGCCAUUCGUAUUGCGUUGAGUGCCACAACAACUACACAGCUGUGGUCCCCGCCAGGGUGAUCUUCAAUUGGGACCUUCGGCAGCACGCAGUCGCUGACGCCAAUAGAGACUGGCUCCUCAGUUGCAUCGACGAUCCCAUGAUUGAUAUCCGCGCCGCCAACCCUCGUCUCUACGAGCACGUCGAAGAGCUCGAUAGACUCCGGGUAAUCAACAGCAUUUUUCUAAUAUUGUAUUAUUGUAAUAUUCUAAUAUACUCUAAUAUUAAGGAGAUAUCGAUGCUUUGUAUAUUACCUGAUGAUAACCAUCUCUAA
Hyalella azteca is the source of this 1842-nucleotide messenger RNA. RefSeq names its product pleckstrin homology domain-containing family M member 1. The transcript has 11 exons. Lineage: Eukaryota; Metazoa; Arthropoda; Malacostraca; Amphipoda; Hyalellidae. Bases 91 to 1842 code for a protein of 583 amino acids. The record is from RefSeq and is a predicted model, not a curated record.